AUGCCUCCAACGACGAUCUCACGAGAUGAAGUGCUCAAGUUUGAAACAAUUCUCCUAGAUGCUGAUGGUACCCUAUGGGAAGAAGACGCACCAAUUCCUGGUGCCGUAGGUUUUGUUUCUGCUCUCCGAGAAGCAGGAAAACGCAUCAUUAUUGUGAGCAAUAAUCCAAACAGAUCGAUGGACGAAUAUUUGUCUAGAAUAGAGAAAAUGGGAUUUCAAGGCAUCACAGAAGAAAAUGUUAUCAAUCCCGGUCUUGUUAUGGGUGCGUACUUUCGUGAUCGGCCGGAUUACGCCCGGCAG
This is a messenger RNA of Ostertagia ostertagi, 300 nucleotides long. Lineage: Eukaryota; Metazoa; Nematoda; Chromadorea; Rhabditida; Trichostrongylidae. The record is from the annotation of a GenBank genome assembly.